AUGGAGGCCAAUUUAACAGUGUUGUAUUCCGUGCUCCUGAACUGUUCUUCAUUGAUUGCGUUCUUCCCUCCGGAUUUUCGACCGAAUGCGUUGGAGGUUCGUCAUUACAAAAAAGAAGAAGUAAGGGUUCGAGAGCACAGCUAUAUGUUGAGUUCGAAUGGAUCGGCUAUGGAGUAGGUUUUGUUCGCCGUAAAGACGAAUGUGUGCGAUUGUGUCGCGGUAAAAUAAAAUAGCUUUUCAAUUCAACGAUGCGAUCGGCGCACGGCAACCCAAAAUAUUUUGAACAAAAAUGUCUCCCGCCCACUUCUGAAUUUCGUCCAAACAAAGUGUCAAAAUUCACAAAAGAAAUAAGGCAAUUCCGAGAAAAAUAUUUUUCUGUCGGAAAAACACAUGAAAAAUUCAUUUUUGACAUUUCGUUUAAAUUCAACCGAUACUAGGUGGACGAAGUGCCGAAAGGAGGUGGGAGACUCCCUGGGUUGCCGCGCGGCGCCGCGACAUUGCGCUCACUAUUUUCCCGGGCUUUUCAAGAUUUUUUCUCUCUUUUUAGCGAUGAACUGUACGAGAUCCACGAUGGCAACUUCACUGGCACUCUCAAAUCGAAUAUCUGGACCUAUCCGGACGGAUCAAUUGUCGUGACAUGCUUCGGAUGGUCUAAAUUUCCCAAUAAUGAGUUUAUGUCGCUUUUGCGGGCAUAUGACAACCUUCUUACGCCUUUGUGUAAGCACUGUAAUCUUUCGGCCAUUCUCUCGUUCCAGGUUCCUAUGGGCCAUGGUUGGCAGAAGCAUAUUAUUUCGGCUCUUACAUGUGGCUAUACCGCACCAGCCGCGCGAAUCCUGGGGUCGAGGUAACGCGCAUAUGUGAGGAUAAAGAGGAUAAUGUCGUCCUACCGGACGGAUACAAAGACCUUACCUUCCGCUCGGACAUAAACUACGUCUUUUUUGAAGAUAAUGGCAAAUGCAGACAAGCCAAGAACACGGCGGAAUCAGUCGUCAAAAAUGAGACGACCGAUGUUACUCUGAAAUUUGAGGAUUGCAGUGUGCUUCCAUUUGAGGUUUAUGAGAGAGAUGGCAUGCAGGAAACCGUCUACUUUUCGUUGGUAAGGCACUUAUUGCUGCCUCAACAGAGGGAGUGCUUUGCCCAUUCUCGACCUAAUUUUGAUCGUUUCUGCUAGCAAGGGGAGUACACGUCCCGACUUUUCGGGUUGACGACAGUUCAGAUCAGCGCAAAGUCGAUCGAUCAAUAUAGGGCGUAGGUCAGGUGAAUCCACCAAAAAAGGUUGUAGGAAGUGCCUACGAGGCCUGGCAGAGCCGUUGGAUAGUCGGCGGAUGCUCGGCGAAGGCUUGGCGGAGACUUGCAAUAUGUCCACUUUUUCUAAUUUUACCUAUUAAUGGAUAGCCUAACACCUAUUUGGAGGUAUUUUACAUGUACUCACAUCAAUAAUAUCUAGAAAAAGGUUACGGAUCUUCUUUUUUUGCCGCAAAUUUAGUCUUUUAUACGUUAUACUAUUAGGUUUAGAAGUAUGACUCCGCCGUUUUUUUCUGCUGAUUGUUUUGAUCAUAGCAAAAAAUUUUUACCUUAAACCUCAUCCAAUUUUAUAUUCUACUAUUAAUUACGAGGUGUUUCCGUAAUUUGGUCAACUUUUCAAUCCACCAAAAAAAUUUUUUGGCUGUUUUGAAGCCAUCCAAAUAUCAACCUAAUUUUUGGCAUCAUUGUGUUUAGCGAAGCGCUGCUGCCUCAGGUCGUGUGUUAUCGGUGGAAAUAAGUGCUUAUCUGAAAGCUCGUUGUCAGUAGAGUAUAGCGGGUGAGGCAGGACCUCCCAUCCUAGCUGUUCUGGGGUGUCCUUGACCAGUUUAUCAACAUGGGUUAUAGCGUGAUCAUGCAGCAAAAUAAAAAUUGGUCAUUCCGCCCGCUUUAGUCAUAGCUCUCCGUUCAAUUGCAUCGGCCAUUGUUGUCAACGGAGGCCAGUAACCGUUUUACCGAGUUUCAAGAGCUUACAGUGAAGAACAACUUGUUUAUGUCAUCAUAUACAGCGCAAUGCUUUCUUACCGGUAAUGUUAGACUAUGCGGUCGCAUGCGCUUCGGGUUCUCAAAGUCGCUGGGUUUUUUGUCUGUGGCCAUAAAACGAUGCAAAAAUAGCUUUCUUUUGGUCUGCCUAUCAAAAUUUCGCAAGUUCUCUAUAUUGUUGUAGGUCAUUCCAUAAGACACCCAAGUCCGUUCUCUCUGGAUCUUUUCAAUUCGUUGCAAACUGAGUGAAACUCCUUACUGUGGCACUUUGAGCACCACGGCCAACUUUUUUUGUGUAUGGGCAUCGUUUUGUACCAUCUUCAAUUUUUUUAGAUGGGUUUGAAAAUCACAGGGCUAGAACCGUUAAACCCAUUCCCCACGGAUUUUUUCUCACUAAGCACAACUAACGUAAGCCUCUCUAAGCAAUUGAUGCAUUAAAAACGUUUUCCCUCGCGUUACACGUGCAGGGUAAAAUUUCCCGCAAAUGACGAUUUUCCAGAGACGAAGUUGGUCAUCUUUGAAGCUUCAUAAAAACCGCUAUGUCAAGCCCUACUAUACAAAGCAUACAUCAGUAGAUAGCGUUUUGAAAGCUCUUUCAGAGGAUCUCAAAAGAAAUUUUUAAACCUUACUGCAACCUGUAAAAAAAUGCAAAACAAAAAAAACGGCGGAGUCAUACUUCUAGACCUAAUAACUCAGGGUAAAGAAACCUAGCGUUAGAAAUAGCCAAAGUUAGAAAUAGUGGGCAUAUUGCAAGUCUUCGCCGAGCCUCCGCCGACCAUCCAACGGCUUUGCCAGGCAUCGUAGGCACUUCCUACAACCUUCUUUGGUGUAUGCACCUGCCCUGCGCCCCGUAUCGAUCGAUUUUGUGCUGAUCGGAACUGUCGUCAACCCGAAAGUCGGGACGAUCAGAGAGCAUUUUCCUCUCUGUUCGUUUUCCGAACUUUGUGCUCUAUCUCGCCGAAUGCCUCGACGUUCUUUCCAAAUCUGAGCCUAUUUCUUGUCAUUCAGAACUUCCCAGCUACAAACAGUUUUUUCCAGAAACACCUCCUUCGUACUACUCAAUGUUCGUUGGACAACCAAGAACUUGACCCAGACAAUAUUCACAUCAAAUUUAUCCACAAUGGAGCUCCCCCUACAACGACCACAACUACAGUUACAAGUGCAACAUCUCCAUCAAAACCGCAAACAACAGCCGCAUCUACAGUUACGAGUGAGACAUCCCCAACAAAACCUCAACCAACUGUAGCCCCUCAGCCGGGCCCAUGCAACUUUAACUUUAUCUUCUGCGGAUUCAAGGGAGCUUUCGCUUUUGUCUUGAAUUUCUGCGGCUUCUGA
This is a messenger RNA of Bursaphelenchus xylophilus (pine wood nematode), 3339 nucleotides long. The record is from the annotation of a GenBank genome assembly. Lineage: Eukaryota; Metazoa; Nematoda; Chromadorea; Rhabditida; Aphelenchoididae.